This is a messenger RNA of Camellia sinensis, 975 nucleotides long. The record is from RefSeq and is a predicted model, not a curated record. NCBI's taxonomy places the organism in Eukaryota, Viridiplantae, Streptophyta, Magnoliopsida, Ericales, Theaceae.
AUGGUCGAUACCGAUUAUAAAAAGGUAAGAAAAUUUGAGGGUGGACUUCGAAAUGCAAUUCAAGAAAAAGUAAAUGUCCUGAAAUUACCAAAGUACGUGGAUGUUCUUGAUAGGGCUUUAAUGUCUAAGGAAAAUUUGGCAUCCCAUAAUAGGCCAUUCGAAUGGAAAGGAAAGAGGCACGGUUCCUAUUCGAAUAAAGGAUCAUCACCUUCAAGGAAGCAAAAUUUGGGAACGUCUAGACACAUGGCCAGAGAUUGUCCCCGAAAUGAACAUAAAAGUGGAAGACUAGCUGCUAGUUCAACUGGGUAUGUCCCAAUGCUAGGAAACACUACACGGCCUGCUGUUAUAAGAAAGACACUAAGGCAAUGGAGAGUUUUUGCACUCGUCCCAAGUGAUACACGGACUACUGAAGACGUUAUCUCAGUUACCCUUUUUAUUUGCAACCAAAAUGCUUAUGUGCUAAUUAAAUUGGGUUCGACACAUUCCUUUGCAUCUGUUGUAUUUGCAUCUAAACUAAAUAGACUUAUGGAAUCAUUGCCAUAUCUGUUGUGUCUAUUUGCUUCAUUUGGGAAAUCUAUUCUAUGUUCAUCUAUAUAUUGUGGUUGUGAAAUACGUGUUGGAGAUACUACAUUAUUUCUAGAUUUGUUACCUCUUGACAUUAGACAUUUUGAUGUGAUUUUGGGAAUGGACUGGUUGUCUAAAUAUUGUGCUACCAUUGAUUAUGUAACGAAACAGGUUUUGUUUAGACCUCCGGGACAUGAAGAAUUUGUAUUUGUGGGUAAUGGUGUAGUACAUCCACCUUACUUGAUUUCGAUAAUGAAAGCAUGCAAACUACUUAACAAAGGAUGUCAGGGUUAUCUGUGUAGUAUUUUGACUAAUCAGCUUAUGAAUAUUGUGUUAUAUGAUAUUCCUAUUGUUAGAGAAUUUUCAAAGGUGUUUUUAGAGAAAUUUCUAGGGGAAUUAGUUGAUAGGUAA